Gigantopelta aegis is the source of this 3806-nucleotide messenger RNA. Its product is annotated as lysosomal-associated transmembrane protein 4A-like. The transcript has 7 exons. Gene Ontology annotation, cellular component: lysosomal membrane. Bases 99 to 854 code for a protein of 251 amino acids. The record is from RefSeq and is a predicted model, not a curated record. NCBI's taxonomy places the organism in Eukaryota, Metazoa, Mollusca, Gastropoda, Neomphalida, Peltospiridae.
GGAAGUGACACCAUUGCUACAUACUAAUUUUAGAGAAAACAAAAUCUUUGUUAUUUAGUUAUUUUAUUUGAAAAAUCACUUCAAUAACAAACGGUUUCAUGAUGAAAUUUAAGUUUGAUCAGCACGAUCCGAAUUCUUAUCGGUGUUGUUUUUGUUGCCACGUCAAGACUGGGACAAUUUUGCUUGGAAUAUGGCAAUUGUUGAUGCAGGUUCUCCUUAUUGGAGCUCUGAUACUGAUUUCAUUUCACCCAGACAUCCUGAAGCCCCGUCAAGAUCUUACUUUCAACAACAAUGGCAUCAUGGUUACAGAAACAGGAGCAGACACUGGAUUUCAUUCAUACUCUGCUUUCAUGAAGAAGCCAUUUUCAAAAGAUGACAUGUGUGUGGCAUAUGUUAUUACACUGGCUUCACUUAUCAUUACUGUGGCCCUCAUCUAUGGCGUUGUCAGAAGUCGACCUGGAUAUCUGAUGCCAUUUUUCUGCCUCCAAGUGUUCGACUUCUGCCUCAGCUGUCUGACUAUUGUUGGCUACUUCACGUACGCUCCAAACAUCAAACUGUGGAUUCACCAGCAGGGAAUGUCCGACAUGCCCGGGAUGGACAAAGUCAUGCAGAUGGACAGUGAUUGGCUGAUGCUGGUUUUCGUCACGGUACUAAUCCUCAUCCUGUGCAUCAAGGCCUACUUCAUCGGUGUGGUGUGGGCCUGCUACAAGUAUCUGCAGAUGAGAAAUGCCAACCGAGGAGUAGUGAGACAGUACAGUCCGGGCGCAGAUGCUGAGAUGUUGCUGCCUCCCAAGUAUGAAGAUGCUAUCAAAAUGCAGAUGGACCCCAACCCCCCUCCACCCUAUGUCCAGUAAAUAAUGGGCAGUGGUGACCUAUACAGCUGCAGUGUGUCAUUUAAAUUAAUAACCUUUGUAUACUGUUUCUUUUUCACAAAAGUACAAUAUUUAUUUUAAAUUUUUAAAUUCUUAAUCUUUGCAAUUUAUUUCACUUUUUUUUUUCUUCAAAAUAACAGUGACAUCACCUUUUAAUUGUGACUUACAAACAAUAAUGGCAGUGAAAAAUGAAUGUGUACUGUAUUUUUGGUAAAAAUGUUUCAUAAAGAUAAAAUGUCAAUUGUUUUUGGUGAUCCGAUUUAAGAAUGUUUAAGUUGUUGUAACUCAUAAUAUGAAUCUGUUAAACAACACAAAAAGAAACUCAAAGCAGAUUCUUAUGUAGCACGUCACAGUAAAGAAGAUGGAGAAAAGUUGAAAAAUAAUUUAAAACUGAAGACAUUUGUCUGCAUUAUAUAUCUGUGUUUCUUUGUGCUUUCUUUAAAUUUCCAAUGUGUUGCAAAAUGUUUUUUGGUGUGUAUUUGAUAUUGUUAAAAACUUACAGGUACAAUACAGGUGUUAACAUUUUAUUAGUACACUAUUUAAUGGUUUUUGGUGAAUAUGUGUAUGCUUAUGUUGGUAACAAAGUGAAAGAUGCUCUUAUCAUUUAUGUAAUUAUUUGAACAGUAAUCAAAAUUGGGCACACUUACUAUCAUGACUGGGUUUGGGGUUUUAAGUUUUCAUUAGAUUUAGGAUAUGAUUUACUGAAUUUUCAAGUGUGCUGAUGUGUUUUGAUAGUAAUGAAUUGGGGAUAUUAUUAAUGAUGCAAACUACACCAAAAUUAAAAAAAUUAAUGAAUUUUGUACUUGGUUUGUAUGUUUUUUAGUGGAUCUCAUUGUAAAAUCCAACAAACAAUAUUUAAAAUACAAGAUACAAAUAAUGUCAAUUAUUAUUUUCACAAAGUGAGGACUGCUACGGUAUAUAAAGAAAGAGUAAUGUAUAGUUCUUGUACUAAAUUUAUAUAGAAUCCGUACAAAUACAUAACAGAUAUAUGCAAAGUUCUUAAUUUGGAAUUGUCAUAGCAAUGCCCAUAAAACUAUAUCUCGUUAAAACAUAGCUUACAUAGUCAUGCCUGUGCUUAAAUUUUCUAUGUUGCUUUCCCUGGUUUAUAUUCUGUAUUCUUAAUGUAUUGGUAAUUAGAAAAGUGAUGUACAUAUAAACAGAAAAAUCCUCCUGGACCAGACAGUACUUUAUUAACUGAAUAAUAUUAAAUUUGGUCAUGUGAAACAAUAUGUGAUCAUAAGUUUGUUAUAGAGCUUUUUUUAUUCACUUUUUCAUGUUUUUGAUAAAUUAUGAGGGUCUUUUUCUUCAUUUGUUUUCUCCAAUAUUUUAUUUUUUAUUUUUUUUAUUAUUGCUCGCACAUGUAUAGUAGAAUUGUUCUAUGAUUUAUAUUUGGGUGCAUAUUAUUUUGUUAUUUUCUAUGUAUAUAAUUGUAUAUAUUGCUGUAAAUCAUCAAAUAAUGAUGUUCUAAAAAUAUUCUUACUUUUAACCUAUUAGUUACAUUAAAGUAUUAACCUAUUAGUUACAUUAAAGUAUGCAAGCUGAAAAUUACUGAAUGGCUUUGAAAAGGUAACCACACAUUGUGCCAGACAGUUCAUAUUUCAACAUAUCCAAACAAAUGGAAGGCCAGUUCAUGAUCGUGACGUUUUUCGCCUUUAAGAUCUUGGCACUGGUAGUUUUGCAAUUCAUGCAAUGUCGCAUGCGUUACUCAUUUUGGGGGGAUGAUCAGUAACCUGAUGUCUACACAAGAAUCCACUCUGACCACCACCUGAUGAGCAACAUUAAUUGGAGCAAGGUCCAUAUUUUCAAAGCUAUCUUAGUGCUACAGUAUCGUAAAAUCAUUGUAAGCUAUGAUGAUAUAAGCUAUGAUGUUUUAUGAUAUCAUAGCUUUGAAAAUCUCCAGCCAGACUCUGAUCUAUGAAUGACAACACCCCCCCCCCCCCCCCCCCCCAAAGGGCCAUUCGAUGUGCGACUUCAUUCUAUAGGUGUGUAGUAGAUGCAACACAUUCAUACAUUUGCAGAACUCGAUAUUGAGACUUGAAAAUCUGAUAAAAUAGAAAAAAAAUACAACACAUGUAUGAACUAUGAGAUUUGCAUGACUACAGAAUUAUGGACAUUAAACACUAAUUUGUGACAAGUUGAUAUGCAGUUGAUUUUAAUCUGUUUAUUAAAUGAAAUCGGAGAGAUUUCGUACAAUGAGUGUUGUGUUAUAAAGUGUUUAGUACAUUUUCAUUUCGGUAUAUAAUAUAAACAUCUUUAUUUGCAAGUUAACAUUUUAUAGUAAAUUGAUUAAUAUUUUAUGAUUUACAGUAAUUGUAUUGAUGUUUCAUUUAGGUAUAUAAUAUUAACAUUUUUAUUUAUCGGUUAACAUUUACAGUAAAAUGUAAAUUGAUUAAUAUUUUAUGAUUUACAGUAAUUGUUUUGAUGUUUGUAAACACUGGGAUGUAGUACCUGAAAGACAUUCUGGGAAUUGCUUUUGCAUAUAUUUGCCCUAUUGAUAGGAGGAAAGGAACACUUCAAAGAAGUGAUUUUGUCUUUCCGUGACAAAGUCAAAAGGCAAGAUAAAUGUAUUACUUUUCUGAUGGCAUCUCUGUCAAUAUUGAGUUUUGGCAUUUAAGUCCUGUUUCUCACAAACUAUAAGCCUUGAUGAAUGAAACUUGGUUUAUAGUUGCAUCUAUAAAUGUUCAUCCCGAUGCAUAUUUAAAAUAUUAUAAUUUAUUAAAUUGUGUUUUUGCUUAAAAAAAUUUUUUCUAAAAGAAUUGGAUUAAUCGUGAAUGUAACAUCACAAUAUAUUCUUUGUUUAUGAAAUCAGUUUAUGGUAGCUGAAACAUUUAGUUCAGUGGAAUUCUUGUUUAGUCUUAAAUGUUGUAAUUGUUAUUCAGCACAAUGUAUUGUCAUUUGGAAACAGGAAUCUGUUAAUAAAAAGUAACUAAAUUA